This is a messenger RNA of Macrosteles quadrilineatus (aster leafhopper), 1283 nucleotides long. RefSeq names its product fatty acyl-CoA reductase wat-like. The annotation marks the transcript as partial. Lineage: Eukaryota; Metazoa; Arthropoda; Insecta; Hemiptera; Cicadellidae. Gene Ontology annotation, cellular component: peroxisome. The record is from RefSeq and is a predicted model, not a curated record. The transcript is spliced from 5 exons. Gene Ontology annotation, biological process: long-chain fatty-acyl-CoA metabolic process. Gene Ontology annotation, molecular function: alcohol-forming very long-chain fatty acyl-CoA reductase (NADP+) activity.
UUAUAUCAUCGUACAAGGAGCCUGUCCGAGGCUGGAUAGACAACGUGUACGGCCCGACAGGUCUAAUGGUUGGUCUAGGGACCGGAGUGAUACACACCUACUUCGGAGACGAGACGCACGUGACGGACAUUGUACCUGUGGAUCUGGUCACCAACGCUCUCCUUGCAUCUGCCUGGCGAGCUGGGACUAGAAUAGAAGGGGACAUUCCGAUAUACAACUACGUCAGUUCUAGCCAAAACCCCAUAUCCUGGAAAACGUUUCACGUCUUAGCCCACAAGUACGGACCCAACUGGCCGACAGUUCAUGCCAUCUGGUACUACUUCUUUAUGAGCUUUGAGAACCCUUAUGCCUUCAUGAUCGCCAACUUCCUCUUCCACACGUGCUUCGGCUAUAUCAUGGACGGACUGGCAAUAAUUACGGGUCGUAAACCUAUGCUGACAAAAAUAUACAGAAAACUGGACAAAUUUGCAGACACUAUGACAUAUUUCGCCAACAGAAUUUGGACUUUCAAAAAUGACAACACCCAAAAACUAUGGCGAACUCUCAGUGAAAAGGACAAGGAGUUAUUUUUCUUUGACAUCGGCAAGAUGUCGUGGGAGUACCAUGCACAAGCUCUGUGUCUAGGACUGCGAGUGUAUCUGCUUAAGGAUGACAUUGACACUCUUCCAAGGGCGAGGAGGAAGUGGAACAGGUUGUAUUGGCUCCAUCUAGCUGUGACCACUUUCUUGUCCUUGGUCACGCUCAAACUUGUCGUGACCUUCCUGCGGUAUCUCCCACUGUGACCAGCUACGUGACAUCACGUAUUCAACUCUCUGUGAUCCGAGAUGGAACAGCGUCAAGACAAUUUAUUUUGUUUCAUCUAAGGAAAAGUCAUAGACCAUUGUAUUAUUGAAAUUCCCUGUCAAAAUAUUUUAUUUAAGUUUCAAUGUUACCGUAGUGUUUAGUUAAGAUGUGUAAUGUACAUGAGUAAGUAAAACCGUAAUCUAAAAUUUUACAUUGUGUGGACACUGAGAAGAAAAGUGAACUUUAGCCAAACAGCAAAUUUUUGCGAUAAAAUAUACAUUUUCACUAAUAAGCUACCCUUAACCAUGUAUUAUUAACUCUACAUACAAAACUAUAGUUGGAAAUUGCUCACAAGCUAUUGCUUAAAGAAAGUGUCUUGCCACUGUAUUAUUUUCUUAGUAUAUUUACUUAGGACCACUCUAGAUUUUAGUCCUCAUUCUAUUUACAUUUACACUUGUGAAUUAACUACUUUGAAAAAUAAAGUUUUAUUACAAGAUCAA